Molecule: messenger RNA, 2134 nt
Organism: Parasteatoda tepidariorum (common house spider)
Lineage: Eukaryota; Metazoa; Arthropoda; Arachnida; Araneae; Theridiidae
Gene: Rab1
Product: RAS oncogene family member Rab1
Molecular function (GO): GTPase activity; GTP binding
Source: RefSeq, a predicted model, not a curated record
UGAUGAAUUAUUUCAUUUUCUCGUAUAAUUAAUAAUAAUUUACUCACAAGGUAUUGGACUUGCCACGUCAAUUACAUGACGUCACGCUGCUAUCGCCAUCACCUCUUGUGUACACCCUCUUUACCUUCUUUCAUGAAACGUCGCGAAGUGUUAGCCAUUUUGUAGACUAUAUUUUCAGCCUGUCAUAUCUAAAAAUACAUUUUUUGAAGCUAACAGAACAUUUCUAAUAUAACUUUAUAUUUAUUCUUGUUAUGUCCACAAUGAAUCCUGAAUAUGACUAUUUGUUUAAAUUGCUUUUAAUUGGGGACUCUGGUGUUGGAAAAUCAUGUUUGCUACUGAGGUUUGCUGAUGACACCUACACAGAAAGCUAUAUCAGUACUAUUGGUGUUGACUUUAAAAUAAGAACCAUAGAACUUGAAGGUAAAACUAUCAAGUUGCAAAUAUGGGACACAGCUGGUCAAGAAAGAUUUAGAACUAUUACUUCAAGUUAUUACAGAGGAGCACAUGGCAUUAUAGUUGUAUAUGAUGUAACCGAUCAGGAAUCCUUCAAUAAUGUCAAACAGUGGCUUCAAGAAAUUGAUCGUUAUGCUUCAGAGAAUGUUAAUAGAUUGCUUGUUGGAAACAAGUGUGAUUUGACACCAAAGAAAGUUGUAGAUUAUGUUACAGCCAAAGAAUUUGCUGAUCAGCUGGGUAUACCAUUUUUGGAAACCAGUGCAAAGAACGCCACUAAUGUUGAGCAAGCUUUCUUGACUAUGGCAGCUGAAAUUAAGAAGCGAAUGGGACCACCAACCUCAGCUGCAGGUGCUUCUCAUGCUAGUGAAACGAUCAACCCCACUUCUCCUGUUAAACAACAAAGUGGCGGUUGCUGUUAGAGAGUAACUCUGAUUUCAGUGGCUUGCAUUCAUUUUUUUAACAGUUGGUGAAAUUAAGGCACUUGGCUUCAGUUCGCUGGAGGUAGAUGUUAUGGACUCUGCCAAGGGAAGAAAAAAAAAUCAUUAAAUAGACUACAUUUUGGCACCAUUAUUAUAUUCCCUUGUAUUCUUCUGCUUAUGUCUAUUUAAAAAUUCAAAAUCGUGUUUUAGAUUCCUAGAUUGUUUUUUUCCCCCUUCUGUUUUGUUCAAAGAUUAAAACUUCUGUAUGAAAUGGAAAUUUUGAUUAUUUACAUUGCCUUUAUUUAACCACUGUGUCUAGUUAUAAUUCAGUCUUUAUUUAUAUAUGUAGCUCAUUGAAAGUGACAAGACUAUAUCAUCUUGCAUUGAAUUCUUGUAAACAUAGUAUUUAAAAAAAAAAAAAAUUCUUGAUGCCAUGCAAGCGUGGCGUUUGUUAAUUUUAGGUUUAUCAUUCCAACCCUGAUGUGUGUAUGUGUGUCUGCUUCGAUCUUAGCUGUUUGUACAAUGUUUAAUGUUUGGAAUUCUAAUAUGAAAUAGUUCUUUAUUAUUUGAUUUUUUUUAAAUUCAAAAUUCAUUUGGUGUAUUGUAAAGUAUUUCCCGGCCUUAGUGGAUAUUUAAAUUGCAUUGGAUAAAAUUUUCCCUCUCAGUUCAGGUGUUUUAAAAAGCAAAUUUUAUUUUAAAUAUUUUACAAUAUUUUUAAACACUAUAUUGCAAAUUAAGUUGUAAAAUAUUUGAUAUUGCUUUAACACGAUUUAGACACUGUAUUAUAGUUUGUAAAAAUAUGUAAUUUUUCCAGUAAGAAAUGUUGAUUCCAUUCAUCUAAAAUGUUCUGUACUUACUAAACAAUUUCAUUAAAUUUUUUGUGAGCUGGAUAAAAAAUUAUUAAAGAUUUCUGCGCAUAUGUUUCAAGCCAUUCUUAUAAAUAAUUUAUUCAAAUAUUUAGUGCCUUAAGUUCAUUCAUUUGUUAUGCUGAAAAUUGUAAGCAAAGGGCUUUUCUAGGGUUUUAUUUCCCCAGUAUUGUCAUUAAAAUAUCAAACUUAAUUAUUUAAAUUAUUUAUAUACAGGUUUGUUUUUUAUAUACUCUGUAAUUAAGUUAUGACUUUAAAAAUGCUGCUCUGCAAAGUUUCCUUUCCAAUUUUGCAAUGAUGAAAUUGUCCUUUGUAUUUGUAGAACUUGUAAACUGGCUAAUAUAACUACUGGCUGAAUCGUGUAUUGAGUAUUUUUAAUAAAAGAAUUGAAAAUUA